UAUACGCCUGGUAAGUUUCGCUAUUUAGAUUUUUAAUUAGUUGGAAAUUUGAGACACGCUACUAUAACAUAAACUUUAAUUGGUAAACUUUAUACCAUAAUUUUCUAAAAUCAAAUCAUAAGAUUGGUUUAAUUAAAAAAUAAAAAUUGACGAUUUUAAUUCAUGAAAUUCCCGAUAUCAUGAUAUAUGCUCUAGAAAAACAUAUAAAAAAAUCAAUGAAAUUGAUAGAUGAUAGAUUCUAAGGAUAUAUAUAUAUAUAUUGAGUGGAUGUCAACCAGCGGGUUGACCCGCCAGUAGAUCCAUUUUCACCCAGACCUAGUAAGAACAUUUUGCCACACCCACCCACUAGUCGACUCGCUGCAGCCUGCAAGGUUACUGGGUUGGAGGUUACAUGAUGUCGCUUUUACCUUUAAUUUGUGAAGUGAGCAUCUUUUUCGAUCUUCUUCUUCACCUAACCCUAUGGUUGGAAUUCUAAGUUGAACAUUUGAAUAUUGAUGUUAUAUAAGUGUGCAUGAAUGUUCAGUAUAUAUUGUAUCCAAAUAUGACCUAUUAUCUUGAUGUAGUGUUACAUGUUAUUACUCAAAUGUUAGGUGAAAUUUGAUAUAAUUUAUAUAUUUAUAAAUAAUAUAAUAUAUAUUUUCACAUAUCUAGUUUAAAUCGGACUAAAACGGUCGGAUUAUUAACUCUCAACCCAUUUACUCGACGAACCAACAGGUUAAAUCGGAUUGACAACCUAAUAUUUUCGUUGCGAUUCAUUUGAGUUAUCUUUUUUCUGUUCUGAUAAGAUGAUUAUGGAUCUGGAAAUCCAAAUAUGUGGUGAAUGUUACAUAUUCAGGAACGUGAUAAUGAUUAGAUCUACCGUAUCCUAGAGAAGAAAAGUGUUUUCGAGUUUCGACUCGAGUGUUAAGAAUGAGAAGAAGAGGACAAAUUAGGGAGGUCAGAACCCGUGCCUGAAGGCUGAAUCAAUAGCUAUCAGGCCGCAGAGAUCCAGUAAAUAUAACGUAUGGGUUUCGUUUGGAUUCUUUUGUUCCCUUCACUUUUUCUUUUCCACCCUCUGUUUUCCUUUAUUCCUUGUGUAAGUAAUCUGGAGAAGAUUUUAGAUAAUAACUAGUGUGGGCCCCGGCCAUUUGGUCGGAGGAAGGUAGGAUGGCAAUGGGUCGGGUUGGGUCGGGUUUUGCCAAAUUCAAAUCCAAAUUCAUGGGUUUAUCCGUGAAAAAAAUUCGGGGUAAAAUCCACUGGGUUUGAAAAACUCAAACCCAACUCAACCCCCUGGGCAUCCGCGGGUUCAUGGGUACCCACAGGUUUUUGUCUUAAAAAAUUUACAAUAACAAGUUGCUACCAAAAUUAAAGUCAAAUAUCAAUCUCUCAAUACAAAUUAUCCAUAUAUAAAAUACCAUUCUAGAAAAUUCAAGCAAAUAACAAAUUAUCCAUAAAUAACAUGAUUAAUUGAAAGCUUCUUCCUUUCAAUUAAGUUUCUUCACUCUCCACUCGAUAACAUCAACUUCAUUCUACACAAUUAAAAAGAAAAAAUUAGACAUGUCUCCACAAACAUAAAUAAGAUAAGUUAUUUAGAAUAUUAAAUAUAUCGAGAAAAUUAAUUAUAUGGGUGUGGGCGGGUACCCAUGGGUCGGGUUUACCUAAACCCAAACCCAACCCAAUCCGAUGAAUAUUGAACGGGUUUAAACCCAAACCCGGCCCAAAACCCGUCAACACGGAUUUUACCCGCGUUGACCGAGUUGGGUAGGGUGGGUACCCGUGGGUUCGGAUUUUGUUUUCAUCCCUAGAGGAAGGUGAGGUAUGAAAUUUGAUAAUGUAAUGGGGUGUAUAACUUAUUGUUGUAUAGUUUUUUUUGGGAAACACGUGAUAAAAAUAGUGAAUUUUAGCAGGAAAGAGACAUUAAUGAUGCAACAAAUCAAAAAUCGGCCUUAUGAACCAAAAUCAAGUACAUGUUACCUUGUGAAACAAUAUUGUUUCUGGUAAUAUGAUGAGGUGGAGUAAGUUUUAUAGAAACUGAAUUCCAGAAAAUCGAAUAAAAAAUCGCCUAUCCCGUCGGUUUUCGGGAAAUGAGCAUCUCACAAUCGUUUCUAGCUUUUACUCGGCCUGUUGGCCGAUUAAUUUGGUUUAUAAAACUUUCAUCUUGUCGUCAUUGUGCUUUCUGGUUUUUUUCAGGCUAUGAUAAAAUCUAAGGAAAUAAAGAACGAACAACACGAUUUGGGAUAGGAACCGUCGUUGUCGUAUCCCUAGAAAAUGGUGGUAAACACGGACUCACCUGCCAAACUGGUUUGGAUUGAGAUUUUUAUCGGGUAUCAGGGAACCAUGUGAUUAUAAAUUAGACUUGAUCAAAUGGGGCCAAAACUUGAAAUGCAGCCUGUUUGAUUGACCCAUGCCAAAUUCUAAUUAUUCUUUACUUUUAAACUUUUUAUUUGAAAAUAAAAAUAGUGAAAGAAAAGAGAUGACUGCCAUUUGCACAUCACUUAUUCGGGAAUAAAACCAUAGAAAUUCAAAAGGAACUGAAAAUGUUAGGAUCGUUUUAAUGUUUAAAAUAACCAAAUAGAUCUUUCUGUUUAGUUUUUUACUAACAAAUACCAAACGAUUCCCUAUAAAAUACACUAUGAUUUGAUCAUUAUGAUAUCAAAUAAUUAUAUAAUAUAUAUUUGAAAUGAUAAAAAUUGGACUAAUUGGGUUGGUCGAGGUUGAACCAUUGAAUAACUUUAAAAUACAUUAUAUUUUAGCCACUAAGAUAUAAAAUAAUAGCAUAAUAUAUUAUGCCAGAGAAAAUAGCUUGUUUUAGAAUGUCAAACCAAUGAUGUUCAUUUGUUUUACUUGAUGGCCAAAUCCCGUGUAGGUCAAACCAAUUCAACUCUUUUAUUUUAUGGUUAGCGGUUAGCCCAUUAGAUACCAUGCAUGAGUUUAUUGUUAAAUUUUUUAUUUUUAGCAAUAAAAAGAAGUAUUGUUUUUGCCUCUUCAUAUAUAUUUUAUCACCACGGAGAAAUAAAAGUGCUUAAUGAAAAAAUUGACACUCUUGAACCCGUUUAAAUCCGCAUGUGUACGGUAAGUUGGCCCGUUCCACAGAGGAAAGAGGAAAAAAUUGACACUCCCUAUUCUGUCAUUCCUACAAACGCUCCUCGAGCAGGAAAUUUGAAAUGGGGGAAGGUUUUUUUCCUCUCUGCUAUUAUAUCUUUUUAAUUUAAAAAGAUGCAACAAAUGUACUUAGUGUGAUUGGUUAUGAUCCUUACUUUUCAUUAAAAUGGUCAUGGUUCGAAUCCCACUACGUGUCUUUUUAAUGAAUUAAAAAAAGUAAGUGUGAAGACCAAAAUGUCCUUCCUACUUUCACUCUCGUUGCAGAAAAUUUGAAAUGGGGCUCCCGUUUUUCCCUUCGGUGUAUUAUAUUAUGUGUAGAUAAAAAGAAAGAACCUUAUACGCUAAAAAAGUAAUGAAGGAAAAACGAAAACAAAAAAUGUGAAGUGCUAAUGGAACUGGAAGUGGGCCAAGUGGCAAUCUAUUGAAGUUGCUGGUGUUGAAUUCUAUGCAUUGGCAUAAUGGAGAUGACAUGACUUCUAUUGUAACCGUAUUAAAACUUGUUGAAGGCGUAAAAUACGUGUUUAUUAAUGUCGAAAUCGGGGCGCUCAAUUAGUACGAUAUUGUCCGCUUUGGGCCAAGUCCGUACGGUUUUACUCUUGGGUGUCCUCCCUAAAAGGCCUCGUACUAAUGAGAUUGGUGGACACUAAUAUACAAGGGUUCCUUCCCUUGUAUAACCGAUGUGGUACUUGGAUUGUCCCAUAACAAUCCUCCUCUCAAGCUAAGGACCACGAACACCGUGUCCUCACCUCAGCGAUUAUCUUGAUCCGCCAGAUGCCUUAUAUCGAUGGGCUUCUCGAUACAAGGACUUUACCAGACGUAGAACUCUCUUUGAUCUGCUUCCCAAAUGCGGAACUCUCUUUGAUCCGCCAAGCCCAAACGUGGAUCUCUCCUGGAACCACCAAACCAGAUGCGAAUCUCAAAUCCCGAGGUCACCGAAUGAGGGUCCACCGAACUGACGUCCACUGCUCCGAACCGAACCAUGCUCCGAUACCACUUGUCGUAACUGGGUAGCCCAUUAGUACGAUAUUGUCCGCUUUGAGCCAAGCCCGCACGGUUUUACUCUUGGGUGUCCUCCCCAAAAGGCCUCGUACUAAUGAGAUUGGUGGACACUAAUAUACAAGGGUUCCUUCCGUUGUAUAACCGAUGUGAUACUUGGAUUGUCCCAUAACAAUUAAAUUGAACAUAAUCGGAGAAAAAGGACGUUCACAUGUGAGAUAUCAAAUUUCUGAAUAUUCAGAAGUGAAGAUAGGUAUCUUGAACAAGAUUAUGGAGCAAAUUACAGUCGCGAUGUAAUUGUCGAUAUAAAGGUUGAUUGCGUGCAACAUAGCAAGUCCAACCGCAAGGGUGCUCAAGAGGUACACAGGUUAUGCAACUAGUUUCAUGGCCCCGCGAAUCUGAUCAAUCACCCUUCGCGCUUUGUGAGCUGACAUAGAUAUAUGUUGCCCAAGCAAUGAAUGUGUAAGUCCUCGAUUUCUACAUCACAUUCAUUCCUUGGAGAUACAAAGAACGAAGAUUGGAGCAAAAUCAAGCUCAUGAGCUUUAAUAAGUGGGUCUGAAUUGUUUUAUGAAAAAACUUCAUUAUUUUCAACCGAAAAUAUAUAUUUUCCCUUACAACUCAUUACCAAAAUCGAAUCAAGUGAUGCUUGCUCACCUAAGACAAUGUGGGUAAUUUAUUCUUAAGAUAAGUUCUAGUCAUCCAAAUGUAUGUUGUUUUCUUAAAAAAGUACCUCUCUUGCAGGGGCGGAGCUAGGAUUUAGUUUUCGGAGGCCGGAAUCCGGUUAACGUAAAGGACGAAAAAUACUAAUAAACAAAUAUUUUAAAAAAAUUAACUAUACACACAAUAUUUUUCAUAUUAAAUUCAAUAUAAAUUAGAAUAAUAUGAAGAAAUUAAUAACACGUUUCAAUUUUUUGUGGUAUAUUUUGAUUUCAUAACUAAAAAGUUAAGCUCUACGGAUAUUAUUAUCCAAAAGUACUCAUUAUAUAUCUGAAAGUAACCUUAGAAUUGAUAAUUUUAAUUGAUAUAAUAUUAAAUUAAAAUUUAAUGAACCAACAUAUGAGGGGGAAAGGAAAUUGUAUACCGUAACUUUAAAUAGGGUGAAAGAAUUGACCAUCUAUUUAAGUGAAAAAUGUAAAGAAAAAUACAAAAAUUGCUUUCCAAAGGGAUCAAACCCUCGCUUAGGCACCCAAUAAAGCACAAAUAUAGUUUCAUUCCGCUGGACUACAUCUAUUUUCCUUGUAUAAUUCCUCAUGUCAGUGGUUAUUUGUACAUUCCUUUUAAUUUAUACGUAUAGUCUUGAACUUUUUGCACGUAACUUUCAAAAUUCCUCCGAGGACUAAGUUAGCUCCGCCCCUGCUCUCUUGUAUAUUGAACCCUCAGAUUAACUUCUCUUCUACCACAACUAGGGGUGUCCAUUCGGGUUCGGUUUUCGGGUUUAUCCGAAACCGACCCGAUUAUAUACAUUUUUGGUUUUUUGGGUUUGGGUUCGUUUUGGGUUACGGGUUUUUUGGUUUCGGGUUCGGUUUUGCUUAUCGGUUUUUCGGGUUCCGGCUAAAAACCUACAAUGAAUAGAACUCAUCCCGUAUUCUUAGGCAUUCUGGCUUUCGGGUCGGUUUUGCUUUAACCGAACCCGAUAAGAAACUUUCGGAUUUCAGGUAACCGGAACCCGCAAGUCCUUAUCGAGAUCAGGCUCGGUUUUAGUGAUUUUCGGUUUCGGGUUUUUGGGUUUCGGUUCGAAUAACCAAACCCGACCCGAACUGACACCCCUAACCACAACACAGAGAUCGAGUGAAUUGAGUGAUUAUAAACUCCCUUGACUACGUUAUACUUAUAUGUACUCAUGUGAUGUUUUACUCUUUCACACCUGUGCGAGCUAGUCCCCUGGCCACCGUAUCAAACAAUGUUUUAGCAAUCAUCAUUUACCGUGCGAUUAAAUUGAAAAACACUGG
This is a messenger RNA of Linum trigynum, 6027 nucleotides long. NCBI's taxonomy places the organism in Eukaryota, Viridiplantae, Streptophyta, Magnoliopsida, Malpighiales, Linaceae. The record is from the annotation of a GenBank genome assembly.